UCUGCACACAAACAUUGCUGUUUUGUCUCUAGACAGAAUCUCACAUAUUAGAUGUGCUACUCACUCUUUCAUUAUUGGUUAUUUUCAGCACACCAUUGGACAACAUGCAUUUUAAUAUGCCUGUCAUAAAAAUUCUAAUAUGAAUGCCUCUGACAUAUGAUUUAUUAUGUAAUUUUAGACAGCAGCAUGUGAACAAGACUUUUAUUUUGGUACGGUGGUGUGACGUCAUAAGGCGGCGCCGCGCUGCUGCUAUCUGUUGUGAUUCGGCUCAAGAAAGUGCGCUGACUACUGAACUAAGGAGAUUGAGACGCACCCAGAGAUUUAGUUUGGAAUUAUAUUUCUUUCUGUUAAUUAUUCUCAUCUUAAAUAUGAUAAUAUGUCUAAACACCAAGAAAAACUCUUGGUGAAGCGACUGAUAUCCAUGUGACACACUAUUAUAAAAAUGGCAUUUAUUAAAGAGGAGAGUGAAGACAUGAAGAUUGAAGAAACAUUCAGCCUGAAACAUGAAGAGACUGAGGAACAAACAAAGAUGACAUUUAUUAAAGAGGAGAGUGAAGAUCUGAAGAUUGAAGAAACAUUCAGAGUGAAACAAGAAGAUACUGAGGAUCAAACAGACCUGAUGGUGCUGAAAGAGGAGAGUGAAGAACUGAACGGAAUGGAAGAGAAGCGUCAUGAUUUAAUAACUGAAGUAAAAUCUUUUAGUUGCUCACAGAAUAAAAAGACUUCCGCACAAAAAAGAGUUCGGAAACCAGCACCUAGACGUUUCACCUGCCAAGAGUGUGGAAAGUGUUUCACUCAGCAUGCAAAUCUUGAAAUGCACAUGAGAGUUCACACUGGGGAGAAGCCUUUUACCUGCCGAGAGUGUGGGAAAAGUUUUUCUGAAAAAGGAAACCUAAAAAAUCACAUGAGAAUUCACACUGGAGAGAAGCCUUUCACCUGCCAACAGUGUGGGAAAAGUUUUACUCUAAGUCGAAGCCUUCAAGUUCACAAGAAAGUUCACACUGGAGAAAGACCUUUUACCUGUCAACAGUGUGGGAAAUGUUUCACUGGAAAAGGAAACCUCAAUGUCCACAUGAGAGUUCACACUGGGGAGAAGCCUUUUACCUGCCGAGAGUGUGGGAAAAGUUUUGCUGAAAAAGGAAACCUAAAAAAUCACAUGAGAAUUCACACUGGAGAGAAGCCUUUCACCUGCCAACAGUGUGGGAAAAGUUUUACUCAAAAAGACAGUCUUAAAGUCCACAUGAAAGUUCACACUGGGGAGAAGCCUUUCACCUGCCAACAGUGUGGGAAAAGUUUUACUCUAAGUCGAAGCCUUCAAGUUCACAAGAAAGUUCACACUGGAGAAAGACCUUUUACCUGUCAACAGUGUGGGAAAUGUUUCACUGGAAAAGGAAACCUCAAUGUCCACAUGAGAAUUCACACUAGAGAGAAGCCUUUUAUCUGCCAACAGUGUGGGAAAAGUUUUACUCAAAGUAAAAGCCUUCAAGUUCACAAGAGAGUUCAUACUGGAGAAAGACCUUUUACCUGUCAGCAGUGUGGAAAAUGUUUCACUGAAAAAGGAAACCUCAAUGUCCACAUGAGAACUCACACUGGAGAGAAUCCGUACACCUGCCAACAGUGUGGGAAAAGUUAUACUCAAAUUCAAAACCUUAAAGCCCACAUGAGAGUUCACACUGAAGAGAAGCCUUACACACGCCCUCACCGUGGAAAGAGAUCAGACGUCAAGUAAACCUUAGUGUCCAUAUGAGGGUUCACUCAAGACGGAACAAUUUUACAUGUCAUCAGUGCGGAAUGAGUUUCACAGACGGGAAUCAUCUUGCGAAUCAUGUAACAACUCACACUGGAGAGAUGCUUUUAACAUGUCAUUAGUGUGAUAAGAGUUUCACAAAUCACAGACGCCUGAAACGUCAUUUGAAAACUCAUUCUGAAAAGAAAUGAAAAAUUGCGCCGUUCCUCAGUGUGACGAGAUUUCAAAAUAGAUUUCAAAAAUCACAUGCAGAUUCUCUCUAAAAGAGGGCCAUUUAAUUUUUUUGCCAUCGCACUUGUAAAAAGCCAUUCAGAUGUGAGACCCUAUUUCUGUAUUUUGUGUGGAGUUUUAAAGUUUAGUUUGUUUGAUACAUCAGAAUCAUUGUUAUAUAAAUAAACAAUCAACUUGCUAUUAAAUUUUCUUUAUUAAUAAAAGGAUAUUAACUGAA
This is a messenger RNA of Megalobrama amblycephala (Wuchang bream), 2195 nucleotides long. Its product is annotated as gastrula zinc finger protein XlCGF57.1-like. Bases 443 to 1729 code for a protein of 428 amino acids. Lineage: Eukaryota; Metazoa; Chordata; Actinopteri; Cypriniformes; Xenocyprididae. Gene Ontology annotation, molecular function: RNA polymerase II cis-regulatory region sequence-specific DNA binding; DNA-binding transcription factor activity. The record is from RefSeq and is a predicted model, not a curated record. The transcript has 3 exons. Gene Ontology annotation, biological process: regulation of transcription by RNA polymerase II.